Molecule: messenger RNA, 507 nt
Organism: Rotaria sordida
Lineage: Eukaryota; Metazoa; Rotifera; Eurotatoria; Philodinida; Philodinidae
Source: the annotation of a GenBank genome assembly
AUGAAGAAAAAAACAGUUGUAUGGUUUGAUGAUCGAGGAUAUGGUGGUCUUCGAAAUAGUGAAAGAAAAGGUCAACGUUUAGCAAUCAGUGCUCUUCUUAGUCUAAACGGUUUUCAUCUUCGUUUCUUAGAUAUUUUCAAGUGUGCCGAAGUACAUAGUAUGGACAAUAAUCCCAAAUGGCAUUACAAGCUUGCUCCCGAAUCUGAACCAUCUAAACGUGCUUGGAAAAAACAAUUAAUUGCUGAUUGGCUAACUGCUCAAAAAAUCAAAUAUAAACCUUACAUGACAAAAGUUGAGUUAAUGCAAUUAGUCUUUACUCAUUUACCACCAAAGGAAUUUAUUGUUGAUAAAGUAGCAACUAAAUAUAAUAUUGAAAUUGUUAGAAUACCAGUGAAGCAUUGUGUCUCGAAUCCUAUUGAACUUGGUUGGGCAGGUUUAAAAAAUUACGUUCAACAACAAAAUGUACGUUUUCGUUUGGACAACAUUGAACAACUUUGUAAUGAGUGA